GGUUUGGCUCAGUGUCGCUUCGCAGGUGGAACAAACCCUAAUUGAUUCUGAGACGAGAGUACAAUGAUUUUUCUAAGAUGCCUCCCUCUGUGUUGCAAUCUUCUCUUUAGUCUUCUCCUAGGUUGUGUGUCUGCAGAAAGCAUCAUAGCCACAGUGGGAGAAGAUGUUACUUUGAUAUGCAACUAUGAUGCUAACUACGGCAAGCUUGCUGCAUGCUGGGGUCGGGGAGCCGUCCCCAACAGUGGCUGUGCCAAUGAGGUGAUCAGGUCAGACGGGACAUCAGUGAUCAAGAGACUGUCGGAGCGUUACCAGCUCAGGGGGGAUGUUAGUGUGGGAGAUGUGUCGCUGACCAUCAGGCAGGUGGAGGAGGGCGACUCCGGGACGUACGGCUGCCGUGUGGAAAUACCGGGCUGGUUCAAUGAUCACAAGCACCAGCUGACUCUGACGGUAGUGGCAGUACGGCCUAAUCCUCUGAGGGUGGAUACGAGAGAGGUGAAGGAAAGAACUGUCACUGUUCGCUGGACUCCUGUGUUUGAUGGCGGCAAGCCCAUUACAGCCUACAGGAUUGAUCUCAAAAACAAACAGACAUCCUGGGAUACUGCAGUGAGUACCGAAGUCUCAAAUCCUGAACUGACUCAGCUGACUUUGGUGGAUUUGCGUCCGGCCAAGUCCUACAACCUUCGCAUGUUUGCUAUCAACAGUGUGGGCAUGAGCGAGGCCAGCAAUGUUCUGACAGUCACAACUAAAGAAGCAGCACCAGAGGGUCCUCCCCUGGAUAUGCAGCUGGAGGCCGUCACUUCUCACAGUAUCAAAGUCACUUGGAAGCCUCCGAGGUUCGAUCACAGAAACGGGGCUCUUCAGGGCUACAGCAUUAGCUACAGAGAGUAUGACCCUGCAGGCAGACAGUUCAAAAGGUGGCAGCACUUAAGUGUGACGGCCACACAGGAACAAGAGAGCGUCAUCCUGGGCAACCUGAAGCCUUCUGCCAAAUACGGCGUGAUUAUACAGGCCAAAACAAAUGCAGGAGUAGGACCUGCCUCCACUGCACCUCUCUGCUCCACUCUGGAUGAGGUUCACAAAACAUCAACAGCUUCCACUAUCAAAUCUUCUUCCACUGCGGCCACAAUUUGGAUACAAGACACUACAAGUGUCACUUCAGUUGUGUCCCAAGGUCGCAGAACUUCAACAAUUGAGACUGUUACUGCUGCCACUGUUUGGGGAGAAAGCACCACAAGUAUCACAGUGUCCCCGGAUCCCCCAGUGAUUGAGUUGAAGGAGGUCAAAGACAAUACAAUCUCCCUUUUAUGGACUCCUGGGUUUGAAGGUGACAGCCCCAUCACUGGCUAUUACCUGGAGUGUAAAGCAGUGAACGCCUCGUGGGAUUACACAAAGACAGUUGUUGACUUUAGCCCCAACCAGACAGAGGCCACAAUAAUAGAGAUAAUUCCUUCAACAUACAACAUCCGCAUGUUUGCCAAGAACAGUCAGGGCACCAGUAAAGCUAGCAAUGUCAUCACCAUCACCACUGGAGAAGCAGGUCAUCAGAGUGUUGACCUCCUUACCACCAUAUCUACUGACACUCAUGCUGCUGCGAGCGUUGAGGAGAGUCAGAGUGGUCACCUAGCAGCCAUCGUGGUGCCAGUGGUGCUGGUGGUGGCGGUUGUUGCUAUAAUAACCACGUGGCAGCUUCGACGAGUAAAACAGAAAACAGGCAGCCUGAGCAUGUGGCUGACCAAUGAAGCUCUGCGUUACAGAAACUCCGAGUCACUACAAGAGCUGUAAAACUACAAGUUACUCCAGAUUUUAGCCUACGACAAGACAGAUAAGCAGUAGCCUAGAUUACAUUUGACGAAUUUUGCAAAAUAAGGUUACAAAUAUUUCAGUUUAUGUCAUUGAGGAAAGAAAUGUCACCUGCGUGUUGAGUUGAUCAAGCUAAUGUAAAGGAAAACUAACCUUUUUGUUCUAAACACUCAGUAAAUAAGCUGUAAUCACGACACCAGAGUUUAAAUGAGAUCUGCCUUUAUUUCAAAUAUUUUCAAGUUGCAGAAAUUGUUGUAUUAAGUUUGUAGUUUUUUGUUGUUUCCUCUCUUUCUAACAAUAUGUAUCAGUUUACACUAUAAUAACCCUCAACAGGUCAUUCAAUUACUUGUAAUAUUUUUAUGUGCCUUCAUGUGUAAUGAAAUAAUACCACUCUCUAUUUUGCUUUCGGCUGUAGUAAUAAACGUCCACAGUGUUUGUUCAACAACACUUUAUUUUAUUGCGUAAAACAUUUUGUGUCAUGUAGAAAAGUUAAUACUUGUUACAGAUGUGGCAGUUUAAAUAUAUGCUCAAUGAAAUCAACUGGUGAAAGUUUAAACAGUCCAACUACAGGUACUUACAUGAUGAAAAGUAGUUUAUAAGGUUGAGAUAACAUUGUCAAAAAACAACUAUCCUAUUAUUUUCUUUUAAUUAAAGCUAAACUUAUUGUUAUUAUUAUUAUAUUAUUAUUGUCAAAAGCAGCCAUUUCAACCCCGCAACUCUCACCACCACUGGCCACCAGUACCCAGUUCUAACCACAGGAGGGAGCCAGAGUACCACCAGUGAGUUGAUCUAAUACUCGAGGCUCACUCAGAUCACUUAGAUCUCGCCUCAUCAGCGGCAGAGUCGUCCUCAGAGACAGGCGCGGCAGCCAGUUGGAUUUCCAUCCAUCUGUCCUAUAAAUCUCUUAAUUGCGCUAAUUAAGGAGAUGAGGAAGAGGAGGAGAUCUGAUACCUCUGUGGGGCUCUGAGACAGCUGCCUGCGAGGGAGUCUCUUACUAAUGGGGGAUCGUAGGGGGGGAUACCCGAGCUUGUGUCUCAGCGGGGACUACAUGGCACAAUUGGGAUGUGUAUGAAUUGAUGUGUAUAUGAAUGAAUGUUGAAAAAGGGCUUCCGCUUCCUUUUCUGCUUGUUUAUAUCUCUUUCUAAAGAAGGCCCACAACUAAGCUACUGAUGAAGGAAGUGUUGCUUUUGUUGCUUCUGCAUUCACAUGCUAAUGUCUCUCACUUCCUGAGAAAUGGACUAAUUGUCUACAGCGUUGUAAAUAUGGCUUGAUUAUUCUUUUGCAGUGGUAAGCCAUCACAAACUCAGAUUUGCUGACACACAAAGCCACAGUGCGCUGCGAGACCGUUGCUUGUAAACACAACUCCACCACAUCCCUCCUUUCUGGUCCCAGCACUUCCGCUGUCCCCUGUCCUUCUGCCUUCUUUCCUCUGCCUCCUCACUCCGGCUUUGCUUACACAAGCACCGGUGCCUUUCUGUGCUGGUGCUUUCCUCCACCUCUCCACCUUCUUCUCCUUUCAUCCAUCUUCCUCUCUGUUUAAGCCCUGCUGAUUACACUGUGUAGAACUUACAUUAACAGAGGAAAAGAGGCAAGGAAGGUUGUGGGGAGCAAUGGUUUGGUGACUUUGAUGAGGUCGCUUUGAUUGGCCACACAGCCAAAAAACAGUUUAGCUCCCAGCCACCUCCACUUAACUCGGUUCCCCUUGGACCAUGCUUGACACCCGUAAACCACACAAGGCAACAAACCAGUAGUCAAUACAACAAGUUGGGAGACAAAUGGAAACGGCUGAUCUGGCUUAAUGUGUCAUUGCCCCAACAAUUUUGUCACCUCAUUCACAGCAUGUCCCCCCCCCCACACUAUUCAAACAUCCUCUGAGACCAAACAUCCAUCAAGGCAACAAAACUACGCUCCUUAUGUAAGCCAUUAGCCAGAGCUGUGUCAGCUGUAUCUGGUAAAGGCUUCAGAGUGAGACUGCAGGUGGGAGAUUGAGG
This is a messenger RNA of Anarrhichthys ocellatus (wolf-eel), 3791 nucleotides long. RefSeq names its product Down syndrome cell adhesion molecule-like protein 1 homolog. The coding region runs from base 64 to 1782 and encodes 572 amino acids. The transcript is spliced from 14 exons. Gene Ontology annotation, molecular function: protein binding; phosphatidylserine binding. Gene Ontology annotation, biological process: cytoskeletal rearrangement involved in phagocytosis, engulfment; apoptotic cell clearance. NCBI's taxonomy places the organism in Eukaryota, Metazoa, Chordata, Actinopteri, Perciformes, Anarhichadidae. The record is from RefSeq and is a predicted model, not a curated record.